This is a messenger RNA of Vigna radiata var. radiata (mung bean), 1464 nucleotides long. RefSeq names its product NAC domain-containing protein 73. Lineage: Eukaryota; Viridiplantae; Streptophyta; Magnoliopsida; Fabales; Fabaceae. The transcript has 4 exons. Gene Ontology annotation, cellular component: nucleus. Gene Ontology annotation, biological process: regulation of DNA-templated transcription. The coding region runs from base 304 to 1251 and encodes 315 amino acids. The record is from RefSeq and is a predicted model, not a curated record. Gene Ontology annotation, molecular function: transcription cis-regulatory region binding; DNA-binding transcription factor activity.
AGCGUACAUACGAGAGCGUAGCCAAACGUGGUCUCCAAGCAACCUUUCCCAAUAUUAUUUAGACCCACCCUAUAUUUCUGCCCCUUUUAUAAUCUCUAUAUCCGCUUUCUCUUUCUCUCUCCCAACAAGAACCAACCAGUCAGGGAAAUCAAACUCAGCUCAAUAAUUGAAUCGUAGAGACUACGUAAGAAGAAGCAAAUCUGGAAUCCCGGGAGCUGAUAUUGUAGGAGGGUUUGGAAGAAAAUUAAAAAGUUUUUGCUUUUUCAGAUAUACGUGCAUGUGCAAAAGGAAACUAACACAAAGAUGACAUGGUGUAAUGACUUUGAUGAGGAGAAGAUGAUUGAAUCAAUGACUAUUACUCAAAAGACUAGUGUUACUGACAUAAAACUCCCCGAAGAAAUUCGAACUGUAACAUGCUCCUCCUGCGGUCAUAACAUUGAAUUCAAAGAUCAGGGUGGAAUUCAUGACUUGCCGGGGUUACCAGCUGGAGUGAAAUUUGACCCAAAUGACCAAGAAAUACUAGAGCAUUUAGAGGCAAAAGUGGGAUCUGAUGCAUGCAAGCUUCAUCCCCUUAUUGAUCAGUUCAUACCAACUCUCGAAGGCGAGAAUGGGAUUUGUUCUACACACCCAGAAAAACUACCAGGUGCUUCAGGAGUGGGAAAAGAUGGACAAAUCCGCCACUUCUUUCACAGGCCAUCAAAAGCAUACACAACUGGAACAAGGAAAAGAAGAAAGGUUCACACAGAUGAAGAAGGAAGUGAAACAAGAUGGCAUAAAACGGGAAAAACUAGAGCUGUUUUUGCAGCUGGUGGUGCUGUGAAGGGCUUUAAAAAAAUACUAGUACUCUACACCAACUAUGGCAGGAAAAGGAAGCCUGAGAAGACUAAUUGGGUGAUGCAUCAAUAUCAUCUUGGCAGCACUGAAGAAGAGAAAGAUGGAGAAUUAGUUGUUUCAAAGAUUUUCUAUCAGACACAACCCAGACAAUCCGGUAAUAAUCCCAAUAUCAUAGAGGAGCCGUACGAGAAAAUGUUGAAUGCUGAUGGAACAUCAACGCCUAAAACUACAACUAUUGUGGAUUGCUACAAUGCUCCUUACAUAAAUUAUGAUGAUGUCCAUUUGAGUUAUAAUAGGGAAAGCUCCACACAACUAAUUAUUCCCAGCUCGGUUGUUGCAGCUGAUCACUCUUACAUUCGCUAUGCUAUGGAUGCAAAGAAAGCAAGAUUUGAAACUAACAAUGGGAAGAGUUUCUAGGUAAAGUGUAGAAGUGCUUGAUAUAGGGUUUUCCAUACUAAUUUAAUUAUAGUAUUUAUUAUAUGCCCAGUUAUAGGAUGAAGAAAUUACACAGUUGAACUAGUAAGCUGGCUUCCUUGUUGAGAUACAUAUGGAGUAGAAGUUUAGAGCCAGGCUAGGUGUCUCUCUCUCUCUCUCUCUCUCUCUCUCUCUCUCUCUCUCUCUCUCUCUCUC